AUGCAGCAGAACAGGGAAGCACUAGCAAUAGCGGAUUACAGACACCAGAAGAACAUGGAAGAACUUCAAGAAAAUAUGAAUUUGCUAAUGAUACAUAAGGUUACAGUAGCUCGGCAAGAGGAGCAAGAUAAAAUGAAAGAAAUUUUAAAACUUAAAGAAGUACAACAUCAGGCGGAUAUAAAGGAGCUUAAAGCUUAUAUAUCCAAGGUUGAAGCCUCCCAUAAACGCACAGAAAAGCAACUAAAAGCUGUGGUAUAUUCAAAGGAGAAACUGGAAGAAGAGAUAGUAGAGACCAGACAAGCUUUUCAGAAGUACAUUAACUUUACAUUUCCACAACUAGGACCAGGUCAGGCAGAUUUCAUUUUACCAUACAGGACAACAAUUUAA
Molecule: messenger RNA, 387 nt
Organism: Pelobates cultripes (western spadefoot toad)
Lineage: Eukaryota; Metazoa; Chordata; Amphibia; Anura; Pelobatidae
Source: the annotation of a GenBank genome assembly